Messenger RNA from Saccharomyces cerevisiae S288C, 2007 nucleotides. It is a transcript of the gene PIN4, whose product is annotated as Pin4p. The transcript has a single exon. The record is from RefSeq and is marked reviewed. NCBI's taxonomy places the organism in Eukaryota, Fungi, Ascomycota, Saccharomycetes, Saccharomycetales, Saccharomycetaceae. The coding region runs from base 1 to 2007 and encodes 668 amino acids. Gene Ontology annotation, molecular function: RNA binding; nucleic acid binding. Gene Ontology annotation, cellular component: cytoplasm.
AUGGAGACCAGUUCUUUUGAGAAUGCUCCUCCUGCAGCCAUCAAUGAUGCUCAGGAUAAUAAUAUAAAUACGGAGACUAAUGACCAGGAAACAAAUCAGCAAUCUAUCGAAACUAGAGAUGCAAUUGACAAAGAAAACGGUGUGCAAACGGAAACUGGUGAGAACUCUGCAAAAAAUGCCGAACAAAACGUUUCUUCUACAAAUUUGAAUAAUGCCCCCACCAAUGGUGCUUUGGACGAUGAUGUUAUCCCAAAUGCUAUUGUUAUUAAAAACAUUCCGUUUGCUAUUAAAAAAGAGCAAUUGUUAGACAUUAUUGAAGAAAUGGAUCUUCCCCUUCCUUAUGCCUUCAAUUACCACUUUGAUAACGGUAUUUUCAGAGGACUAGCCUUUGCGAAUUUCACCACUCCUGAAGAAACUACUCAAGUGAUAACUUCUUUGAAUGGAAAGGAAAUCAGCGGGAGGAAAUUGAAAGUGGAAUAUAAAAAAAUGCUUCCCCAAGCUGAAAGAGAAAGAAUCGAGAGGGAGAAGAGAGAGAAAAGAGGACAAUUAGAAGAACAACACAGAUCGUCAUCUAAUCUUUCUUUGGAUUCUUUAUCUAAAAUGAGUGGAAGCGGAAACAAUAAUACUUCUAACAAUCAAUUAUUCUCGACUCUAAUGAACGGCAUUAAUGCUAAUAGCAUGAUGAACAGUCCAAUGAAUAAUACCAUUAACAAUAACAGUUCUAAUAACAACAAUAGUGGUAACAUCAUUCUGAACCAACCUUCACUUUCUGCCCAACAUACUUCUUCAUCGUUGUACCAAACAAACGUUAAUAAUCAAGCCCAGAUGUCCACUGAGAGAUUUUAUGCGCCUUUACCAUCAACUUCCACUUUGCCUCUCCCACCCCAACAACUGGACUUCAAUGACCCUGACACUUUGGAAAUUUAUUCCCAAUUAUUGUUAUUUAAGGAUAGAGAAAAGUAUUAUUACGAGUUGGCUUAUCCCAUGGGUAUAUCCGCUUCCCACAAGAGAAUUAUCAAUGUUUUGUGCUCGUACUUAGGGCUAGUAGAAGUAUAUGAUCCAAGAUUUAUUAUUAUCAGAAGAAAGAUUCUGGAUCAUGCUAAUUUACAAUCUCAUUUGCAACAACAAGGUCAAAUGACAUCUGCUCAUCCUUUGCAGCCAAACUCCACUGGCGGCUCCAUGAAUAGGUCACAAUCUUAUACAAGUUUGUUACAGGCCCAUGCAGCAGCUGCAGCGAAUAGUAUUAGCAAUCAGGCCGUUAACAAUUCUUCCAACAGCAAUACUAUUAACAGUAAUAACGGUAACGGUAACAAUGUCAUCAUUAAUAACAAUAGCGCCAGCUCAACACCAAAAAUUUCUUCACAGGGACAAUUCUCCAUGCAACCAACACUAACCUCACCUAAAAUGAACAUACACCAUAGUUCUCAAUACAAUUCCGCAGACCAACCGCAACAACCUCAACCACAAACACAGCAAAAUGUUCAGUCAGCUGCGCAACAACAACAAUCUUUUUUAAGACAACAAGCUACUUUAACACCAUCCUCAAGAAUUCCAUCCGGUUAUUCUGCCAACCAUUAUCAAAUCAAUUCCGUUAAUCCCUUACUGAGAAAUUCUCAAAUUUCACCUCCAAAUUCACAAAUCCCAAUCAACAGCCAAACCCUAUCCCAAGCGCAACCACCAGCACAGUCCCAAACUCAACAACGGGUACCAGUGGCAUACCAAAAUGCUUCAUUGUCUUCCCAGCAGUUGUACAACCUUAACGGCCCAUCUUCAGCAAACUCACAGUCCCAACUGCUUCCACAGCACACAAAUGGCUCAGUACAUUCUAAUUUCUCAUAUCAGUCUUAUCACGAUGAGUCCAUGUUGUCCGCACACAAUUUGAAUAGUGCCGACUUGAUCUAUAAAUCUUUGAGUCACUCUGGACUAGAUGAUGGCUUGGAACAGGGCUUGAAUCGUUCUUUAAGCGGACUGGAUUUACAAAACCAAAACAAGAAGAAUCUAUGGUAA